Messenger RNA from Botrytis sinoallii, 768 nucleotides. RefSeq lists its product as uncharacterized. NCBI's taxonomy places the organism in Eukaryota, Fungi, Ascomycota, Leotiomycetes, Helotiales, Sclerotiniaceae. The record is from RefSeq and is a predicted model, not a curated record. The transcript has a single exon. The coding region runs from base 1 to 768 and encodes 255 amino acids.
AUGCAUACCGAUGAUACACCUUUAGUCGACCUUUUCGAUCUAUCAAGGUCCCCCUCUCCACUUUCGACACUCAGCUCUGCCUCUACCGAUGUCAGCAUGUUCGAAGAACCAGCUGAAAUAGAGAGUAUGAUGGCCCCAAAGAACUACGUCAUGAAUUUUUGUACCAUCAGAUUCAGCAAGACAUACUAUCUAGACUUCCAAAUACCCCGGACACAUCGCGACCCAUACUUCGAUCUUACCCAGGACCCAAUUUUUUGGCCCGAGUUUUUUUACUACAAUCCGAACUAUAGUCACACUAAGAACGCUAUUCCCUACAUUCGACGCUGUCUCCGCUUGAUGUACGAAAAUACUGGGGAUGUGAGCAAUGUGCUUGCUGCUCUUGUAUUUGCUUGGACAUACGACGAUGAUUUAGCGACUGCCGGCUUUUGGGCAAGGCUCUACGAACAGAUUAUGGCAAUGUUGCCUUUCAAAAACGCAGCUGGCCAAGAGAUCGUUUACAUAGGAGGAUUUGAGAUGCCAGGCGGUGUAAGGAUAGCCUGCUGGAACAAAGCGAUGCAGGAAUUCUUUGAAGAGAAAGGUCAUUUAGGCGAGUUUGUGUAUUUUGCAGUCACUUCUAACCAUGGGUUUGAAUGGCUUCAAAGAAAGCCGGCAGAGGAAAUAUUGGAAAGGGAGCAGAUGGAGAGUGAAUGGGUAGUCGAGUUGCCAAGAAAACGAAUACUAUUGUUAGGCAGUUUGGAGGAUGAUGGGGCUGCGCUUGGAUGUGAUUAG